AUGAGGCUCAUCCCUAGAGACACGAGUCUCAAUGCAGUUGCAAGCGUUCUUUCCCUCGCAGCGGCCAACUACAAGCCCAUCCCGCAGCUCCCGACUGCCAAACAAACCAGUUCGAUCUCCCACUUCACCACGGACGGUCAAAAUGCGAUGAACAUCAAGCCCAACACUUUUCAGAUCCAAGAUUCAGACUCGACGACUGACUGGAAUGCUACACACGAGUCAUCUGAGUGGGGUGUGCCCUCCACACUCUACGUUCCAGUCGAGUCUCAAAACCAGACCGAUUCAGGUCGAAAGCUCGCCUCCUUGCCAAAGGUUGGCCCAGGCGGUUGCCCUUUCUCCACUGGCUACACCCCUGUUGGUGGAUGGGAAAAGCUACCUCCCCCUACCUUCCCCAAUUUCGAUCCCGUCAAAGCCACCAUCAUGCGCUAUCGUCAGCAGCAGGGUGUCAACCUUGGUGCUUGGUUCGUGCAGGAAGGCUGGAUGGAAGGUGGUUUCAUGUCCUGCGCUACUGGAACCAAGCAGGCUGAGUUCGAUAUCCUUGAUGGUUUCGGCACCUCCAAGGAUGGUCUCAUGUCUGCUCGAGCUUACAUGGAGCAGCGAUGGGACACUUGGAUCACGGAAGACGACUUCCGCAAUCUAGCUGCUAUGGGCAUCAACACUGUUCGAAUACCCAUCGGCUAUUGGUCAGCUGGCCCCUACUUCACUCAUUACAGCCCUUUUGAUCAGUACAAAUCGGUGUACGAGUUCAGCUGGAGGUACAUCGCGCGUGCCAUCAACUGGGCAGCAAAAUACGAUAUCGGUGUCAUUGUCGACCUUCACGGAGCGUAUGGCUCUCAGAAUGGUCAGGCCCACUCCGGUCUCAACGAUGGUAAUAUUCAAUGGUACAACACCUGGAACCAGGAUCUGACUACCGAGCUGCUCGUCUGGAUCGCUAAGGAGACCUCGGAUAUAACCAACGUUGUUGGUAUCCAGCUCCUCAACGAACCCCAAAACCGUGAUAGCUACUGGAAGUGGCUCCCCACCGCCAUGGACGCCAUGCGAGCCGCUUCCCCGUAUGCCAAAACCAUCCCGCUCUACUUCCACGACGCAUUCGUCCUCGAGAAAGGCGUAGCUUUCGUCUCCAAGCGUAAGGACUUUGUCAUCUCGGACCACCACGCAUACUACGUCUAUACUCCCUCGGACCAAGCCCUUUCCGCUCAAGGUCACAUCUCCAAACUCGACAGCUCUAUCUCCAACCAGUUUGAACAGCAAUCUUCCAUCGCUCGUCGUAACCUCAUCGUUGGUGAAUGGUCCUGCGACCUCGCAUGGAGCUCCAUCCAGGACAGCAAGAGCCCGGUUCAAGACCAGACUGAAUUCUGCCAGACCCAACAAGAUAUCUGUGCCUCUAAGAAGUUCCUCGCUGGAAACUUUUCGUCCUGGGGUAUUCCGAUGUCUAUGCUUUCCUCGGCUAAUGCUGGUAACGUGACAGUGGAUAAGGUUUCGGCUUUGUCGUCAAUCCGAACCUCAAUCAGUCGUGUUCGUCUUCCAACUGCUCGCUCUGCUCUGAAGUCCGCCAACAGCUUCCUUUCCAUAGACGACGAGGACGAGGAAGACGACGGCGAUGACAUCAGCAAAGUCGGUCCCAACGGUUUCGGUCGUUCCCUCUUCACCCCUGCCGAGUCUCAACAGGUAGUCGAACGCGGUAUUGGAGGAUAUACAACUUUCGCGGCUCGACAAGCUCAACAAGACCGCGUAGCUGCAACAAACGUAACCGUUGGAAGCCGUGGAUUUUCAGACGGCUUCUACACAUCGCGCAUCCUCGCUGCUUCCACCGACUUUCUCUCUCGUCUCGGAUUCGGCACUCAAUACCAGAUUGACACUUUCCAAGCUUACGUCGAUGCAGGUCGUUUCAAGGCGAGCGAUCAGGCUGCUUACAACGCUCAGUUCGCUGCUGGUGUCAAGGCUGCCGAAGGGGCUAUCACUAACAUCGUUUCGAGCUUUUCGAAAAAGGCUUAA
Ustilago hordei is the source of this 1995-nucleotide messenger RNA. RefSeq lists its product as uncharacterized. Bases 1 to 1995 code for a protein of 664 amino acids. The record is from RefSeq and is a predicted model, not a curated record. Gene Ontology annotation, biological process: glucan catabolic process. Gene Ontology annotation, cellular component: cell surface; extracellular region. NCBI's taxonomy places the organism in Eukaryota, Fungi, Basidiomycota, Ustilaginomycetes, Ustilaginales, Ustilaginaceae. Gene Ontology annotation, molecular function: glucan endo-1,6-beta-glucosidase activity. The transcript is spliced from 2 exons.